AUCCUGUCGAACACAACACCACUGCAUCCGGCGGACGCGGACUACGGGUAGUUCUGUGCAACCGACACCGAGCGCAUCAGAGCGAUCCUUCCUAUGCAGAACUGUUGGUCUAGUACGGCUUGGGAGAGAUGGUUCGUGGUUGGUAGUGCUGGCGUUCCCUGCAACGAGACACGGUCCGACUGAGGCUGCAAGCCAUUACACUGGUCGAGCGCUUGCAACGCCAUCUCAGGCAUGGUGGUUCUGCACGCUGUUUCGUUGUCUUCCAAGCGGUCGGUUCUGCUGUCAUUGCUGCCCGUCGAGCUGAAUACCGUGGUGCCAACAAGCUUUUGCCUCACCGCAAAGCUCCUCGAAGCCGCUGACGGAGAGCUCAGAGCCAAUGAUUUCGUCUGCAAGAUGCAAUCAUACACUUCGAUGAUGACCUCGAAUGCUUGCAUCUCUGCCGUCGACGCAACCGUCGCAACGUAUGGAUUGGCCUCCGACACUAUGCCACGUGGGAAGUGCUGUCAAAGGGUUGCUGCCAAGCUCAAACAGGAAAUAUCGUCGAUAGCUUCCGGUCAUGCCUUGCCACUGAUCAGGAGGAGUAUCCGGGGAAUUGAACGAGGGGAACAUCAAACUUUGACCGCACUAGAAGGGACACAUCGCACACCCGUUUCUCGUGCAGCUUCAAGGACCAAAAUGCUCACGAAUGUGGUGAUUCGAGCUACGAGCUACGUACUGUCGCUCUUGGUAUCUGCUUACCGACUUGCGCUCUUUACCAGAUCGAAGGGUGGUAUAUGCAGUCAUUAUCGGAAAGCCAGGAGUGCAGUCCACGAAAUGCGAGCUGCCGAGACAGCGUCUGGCAUAGACGCGACAAAAGGCGCAUAG
Molecule: messenger RNA, 864 nt
Organism: Pseudovirgaria hyperparasitica
Lineage: Eukaryota; Fungi; Ascomycota; Dothideomycetes; Acrospermales; Acrospermaceae
Exons: 3
Coding region: 232-864 (210 amino acids)
Source: RefSeq, a predicted model, not a curated record